UGUGUAUGUGUAUGUGUGUGUGUUUACCCCCUCCGAGCUUCAACUGUGGCCGGGCUCCUUCAACCAACCACUAUUCUGACAUUUAACUCCGGAAACACAAAUGUAAGCAGCGCUGCGUUACAUCCUAAAGUGAGACGGAACGGCGAGGCGCUUGAUCAGCUGUCGGACAGCGGUUGGAACUGGCCACGAUGUCGAGGGUGGUGAAGAAAAGGCAAGCGGACCCCAAAGUGGUUCAGUAUGUUUGGUCGGCCAUCGAAGUCAUUCGCAAUCAGAAACAAAUCGCCAACAUGGACAGAAUCUCAAAGUAUUUAAGUCGUGUGUAUGGUAUGCACCCUAAAGACACAGCCAGGCAGCUGGUUUUGGCUGUGAAAGAUGGUUUGGUGGUGGAAACGCUCACAGUGGGCUGCAAAGGCUCAAAGGCCGGGAUUGAACAGGAGGGCUACUGGCUCCCAGGAGAUGAGAUGGAGCAGAUGUCAGAGGGAAGCAAGGACUGGGAGGCAGAAAGUCAUGAUUGGUACUGCUUUGAGUGUCACCUUCCUGGAGACGUGAUGGAGUGUGACGGCUGUUUCCGUGUUUACCACCUACGGUGUGUGUCGGAAGACCACCGGCCGCGGGACACGACCUCCCACUGGCAGUGCGGCAUCUGCAGGGGCAGUAAAAGGAAGAAUUUGAACAAACAGGAAAUGACAACAUACCUGAAGUUCAUUCUUGGACGCAUGAAGGAAAGGGCUGUAGACCUGCACAAGAGAGGCAAAGAGGCAAAGCAGCCCAUAUACAAAAGACUGAUCCACACGCCUCUGGAUGUGGAAAACAUACAAGAGAACAUCUCAGAUGGGAAGUACAAGAGCUUUGAGGAGUUCAGGGCUGAUGCUCAACUUAUAGUUCACAACACCGCCAUUCUGCACGGAGUCAACAGCGAUCAGACUGAAAUUGCGAGACUUCUCUAUAACGACACAUGCCAUGAGCUGAAUGAGUUAAUGCUGUGCAGAACCUGCUUUUAUCUCUCAAAUGCGCGACCUGACAAUUGGUUCUGCUACCCAUGUUCUCCGAACCAUGAGCUGGUUUGGGCCAGGAUGAAGGGCUUUGGUUACUGGCCUGCCAAGGUGAUGCAGAGGGAGGGCAACCAGGUGGAUGUCCGGUUUUUUGGUCACCAGCACCAAAGGGCAUGGAUUCCUUCUGACAACAUCCAGGACAUCACGGUCAGUGUGCAGCAGCUGCAGGUAAAGCGCAGCUCAGGCUGGAAAAAGGCCUGCGAUGAGCUGGAGCUCCACCAGCGCUUUGUGAGGGAGGGCAGAACCUGGAAGGGCAAACCGGAGGAAAAGAACGACAGGUCAGAGAGGCACGAAAGGCAGGAAGAACGACAGGAAGAAGCCGAGUCAAGCAUCUCGUCCACAUCCAAUGAGCAGUCUAGAGUCAACCAAGAGCCCAAGGCUAAAAAGAGCCGUCGUUCCCAAGUCGCCGAGCCCAAAGAAGAGGAACCUGAGCCCGAGAUGGAAGCAGUCAGUUCUAGUCAAGAGAUUCCAACAGCUGUUCCACAUCAGCCGGAGCGUAUGUCCGUCUCCACGCAGACCAAAAAGUCUAGCUCCCCUUCAUCCUCUUCCUCUCCGGCCCCUCGCAUGAUCCACAAAGGCACACAGACAGUAAAUGAAGGCAACUGCCAAAACAUGUGCCACGACAAAUACUCCAAGAUCUUCAGCGACGUUAAAGAAAUGAUGAAGGCGGAGAACAAACGGGAGACCGAACGAGUCCUGAAAGAGGCUCUGGACAAGCUGCGAGGAGAGAUGGAGGAAGAGAAAAGGCAGGCGGUGAACAAAGCGGUGUCCAGCACGCAGGCCGAGAUGGAGAGAAAGUGCAAACAGGUGAAGGAGAAGUGCAAAGAGGAGCUCAUGGAGGAGAUGAAGAAGAUGGUGUCUCAGCAUAAACAACUUCUUUCACAGACCAAGAAGAAGCAGUGGUGUUAUAACUGUGAAGAAGAGGCCAUGUACCACUGCUGCUGGAACACGUCAUAUUGCUCCAUCAAAUGCCAGCAGGAGCACUGGCACGCCGAUCACAAACGUACCUGCCGCCGGAAGAGAUGAGCUACAGCAGGACACGCCCUUUCCUCUUGACUCCACCCACCACGAGACACGCUAUUGGGUAGAUUUUAACACUUCCCACCCUCCCCCCUGCCCACGGAUUCUUGAUUUGUAGCCAGCAUCUUAAACCCAGCUCCACAGAACACUUUUAUCGGGGACAUUUUGCUGAGUUGCGAUGAAUGCUAACAGGGCAAGCCAGUGCGGGAUUGCACAAUCUUUGCGGAGGUUGAUUUUAACGGUAUCCUUUUUCUUUUCGCAUAUCCCUUUUUCGGUUUUACCUUUUUGUUUGCUGUACGACAGAAAUCAGCCUUGCUCGCUUACAAGACAGACUAGCUGAAAUGUGAAGUACUAGUUAUCUUUUUAAACACAACUUAAUCUGAAGCUAUGUAGAUAUUUGACUUUUUUAUAUGAGCGAAUAAUGUCAGCCUCUUGCAUUGAGAUGGUGAAGUUGGUGCUUUUAAACUCGACGGUUGGUUUUUAAUCAGUAGUUGUGAUGUCUUUUUUUUUUUUCUUUGGGGAACAGGGUUUAAAGAUGGCAAGUCAUGUCUGUCUGAACGAUACAAUCUUCCAUUAAUGAAUAUGCACAUUUCAUGGAUACACCUUUUAAUAGGCCUUUUCAUUAGUAACGAAAAACUAAAUGAUGUGCUAAUUUUAGGGUCCAUUUCUGUAGAUUGCAUACUAAAUCUUAGUGAAGCGUGGAGAAAUAUUACCAGUCCUUUAAGGAAGAAUGAACGAAACCUGACGAUUUUAUAUUGCAACAUUGAAAUCAGACUUAAGAUUGUACAGAGAUCAGUGUAAAGUAAACAAUCAGAAAUUAUCUCUAUAGGGGUUUAUCACCGAGAGUUGUGGCACUUUUUGAACUUAAAAAUGAUUUAAAAAUCUCCUCAAGCCGCUCCAAACCUGAUAUUAAGUGCUGCUCUAUGAAAAUUUCUGCACUUAGACUCCAUCCGCUUUCAUUUUAUGGAAAUAGAGCAGCUUGAACGCACUACUAAGAUUCUCCUUUUGUGUUUUUCAUUAAAAGAGCAGGUUUGGAAUGACACGAUGAGGAGUAAAUGCUAAAAUUAGAAUUUUGAGGUGGAUUAAUAUACCUUUAAAUAUUGCAAUAAGAAAUUCUAAGUACAAAUGAGUAAGAUCUAUCUUUAGAGUUUUGUCUAAGCUGAAGGAUGUAGGGGAAAAUGUGAGGUUUUCGCACAGGACCAUACUUGCGCGCGCACCUUUGUUCUGUUUCUCUCUUAAGUUCUGGAUGCGUCUUAAAUCAAGUCUGAAACAUUCAAGUUUCUGUUUCUCUCUCGCUCCCUUCCCAACCUCACCGUUGCACUACAUGUAAAUAACUGUUUGCCGCUAACAUUGACUGAUGACGUUUGCACGUUAGCAUCUGUACAUUUCAUGAACGCAUCGACUGUGUAUUUGAUAAAGUCAGUCUGUAAAGGAAAAAAAAACAACAAUAUUUGUGAUUUUAACGGUAAUCUGUUCCAUUCCAGUGUGCAUGAAAUCAGGUUGUGUGUACCUAAUUUUAAUCUUGCGUGUCAUCGGUGAUGCAGUAUGUCUUUUUGGUUUUCCAGGGUAAUCUGACACCACUUUGUAAUGCCAAGUAACCCUUUUUUUUAAAUGCAAAUUUCAUUUUUAACUUAUAUUUAUGCGGACAGAAUAAUGACUACUGAGAAUUUCCGACACCCAGAGAGAAGUGUGCUAUACGAACAUCUGUCUCACAUGUGCAUACGAGUUAAAAUGUGGUGUAAACGUUUCCCUUUUCUUGCAUUUCAUUAUGUAACAGUACUAUGUAUAAAUAAAACAUAUCAACCGGUAA
Molecule: messenger RNA, 3882 nt
Organism: Danio rerio (zebrafish)
Lineage: Eukaryota; Metazoa; Chordata; Actinopteri; Cypriniformes; Danionidae
Source: RefSeq, a predicted model, not a curated record